Quercus robur (English oak) is the source of this 1641-nucleotide messenger RNA. RefSeq names its product protein trichome birefringence-like 33. Lineage: Eukaryota; Viridiplantae; Streptophyta; Magnoliopsida; Fagales; Fagaceae. Bases 167 to 1435 code for a protein of 422 amino acids. The transcript is spliced from 6 exons. The record is from RefSeq and is a predicted model, not a curated record. Gene Ontology annotation, cellular component: Golgi apparatus. Gene Ontology annotation, molecular function: O-acetyltransferase activity.
AAUCUAAAUUUUACAAAUCUUUAGCCUGACUGAUGCGUGUAAUUUUGGACUUUUAAUAUAUAAAGUUGAGCACUUUCUAGUUUGGAUGCAAAUGCUCUAGACUUAGAAACCUCAUCAAGAAACUCACAACAACAAAACCAUUUCAUACACACACAAUACGAUACAAAUGAAGCCACCAAUCUCUUCCUCCUCUCUUCUCAUCAGAAAAGCUCGUCUCUCACCCUACCUUCUCAUCUUACUAGCUUUCAUAGUUUUCGUCACAGUUCUCUAUGGCCAGGACUUCAUGUGGAUCUUCAGCCAACAACUCCAACUCUACGCUGACCAGGGCCAACCCGUUUCCAGAACAGAGCAGAAGUGGGAGAAGUUGCCCUUUGCGAUAGGGAAGGCCCAGGAAGGCUGUGACGUGUUCAGUGGGAGCUGGGUUAGGGACGAGUUGACUCGGCCUCAUUACCAAGAAUCGGACUGUCCGUACAUACAGCCACAAUUGACGUGCCAAGAACAUGGGCGACCCGAUAAAGAAUACCAAUAUUGGAAAUGGCAGCCACACGAUUGCUCUCUUCCCAAUUUCAAUGCCACAUUGAUGCUUGAGACUCUCCGGGGAAAGAGAAUGAUGUUUGUCGGGGAUUCCUUGAACCGGGGCCAAUAUGUUUCAAUGGUGUGUCUUCUCCAUAAACUAAUACCUAAGGAUGAAAAGUCCAUGGAAACUUUCGAUUCGCUAACUGUUUUCACAGCCAAGAAAUACAAUGCCACGAUUGAGUUCUAUUGGGCUCCAUUUCUUCUCGAAUCAAACUCAGAUAAUGCUGUCAUUCAUAGGAUAUCUGAUAGGAUUGUUAGAAAAGGUUCAAUCAAUAAGCACGGACGAUAUUGGAAAGGCGUUGAUAUAUUAGUAUUCAAUACCUAUCUUUGGUGGGUGACCGGCUCGAAGAUGAAGAUCUUGCUAGGAUCCUUCGAUGAUGAAGUGAAAGAAAUUGUUGAGCUAUCAACUGAGGAUGCUUAUCGCAUGGCAAUGAAAAGUAUGUUAAGAUGGGUGCGGAAUAAUAUGGACCCCAAGAAAACAAGAGUCUUCUUUACUAGCAUGUCACCUUCUCAUGCAAAGAGCAUUGAUUGGGGAGGUGAACCAGGUCUCAACUGUUACAAUCAGACUACUCUAAUUGAAGAUCCAAAUUACUGGGGUUUAGAUUGCCAGAGAAGUAUAAUGGAGGUGAUUGGAGAAGUAUUCAGUAAAUCAAAGUUUCCCAUUACAUUUCUCAACAUCACCCAACUCUCAAAUUAUAGGAAAGACGCCCACACUUCAAUCUACAAGAAGCAAUGGAAUCCAUUGACUCCUGAGCAAAUAGCAAAGCCUUCUAGCUAUGCGGACUGUUUACAUUGGUGUUUGCCUGGCCUUCAAGAUACUUGGAAUGAGCUUCUAUUCGCCAAGCUAUUCUAUCCUUAAAGUGUGGUCAAAACCCAAAAUUGAUAAAUCCUCUCAUAUACAUAUGGGUGUGAAUCUGGAAGUAGGGCAUUUAAACCUAUUACGUUUGAAGCUAUGUGACACUUGGGUCAAGGUAAGAGAGAGAGAGAGAGCAUCUGUGUAAAAUAACAUUGUUGCAAAUUAAAGGAAAAUGAAAAUGAAGAAAAUUGAUUUGAUUUUUUUGUAAA